AUAAUAGAAUCUAAUAAUAAUAAUAAUCAACUGCCAAUCGUUAGUAAUGGAAUUUCAAGAAAAAGAAAACAUCCAUUAUUAAGCAAUAUAAAUGAAAUGAUUACCUGUGCUAUUUGUAGUGGUUAUUUUAUUGAUGCAACAACCAUUGUUGAAUGUUUGGAUACAUUUUGUAAAUCUUGUAUUGUUAAUUAUUUGGAAACAUCAAAAUCAUGUCCAAUAUGUGAUGUACCGUUGAGUAAAAUAAAACCACAUCAAUCAUUAAGACAGGAUAAAUUAAAACAAAGGCUUGUAUAUAAAUUAGUACCACAAAUAUUUAUUGAUGAAAUGUAUCGUCGAAGACAAUUCUAUAAUAACAAUGAUAAUAAUAAUUUACAACAACAAGAAGAUCAACAGCCAUUUAGUAAAGAAGAUGCUGGUCAAAUUCCAUUACAUUCAUGUUAUUUUCGUCCAAAUGAUAAGAUCUCAAUGUCUAUUGAAUAUUUAGAUGAACCAGUGAAUUCGACGGCAAAAAUUUCCAUUAUAAAUCAUCAUCAUCAUCAUCAUUCUAGUGGUACUGUAACGAAAAAGACACGUUCAUCAAAAUCAAACAAUCAACAAAAUGAUCAAAAUUCAUUGCAAACAACAGUGGCAGCCAAUAAAAAGAAUAAUGAUUGUAAUGAAAAUAUCGACGACAUACUGUAUAUACGUCCAGAGGAUAAACCUGUUCGCCGUUAUCUACUUUGUCCAGCUGCAUUGACAAUAUUGCAAUUGAAAAAAUUGAUUGCCAACAAAUAUUCAUCAUUUGAUUGGUUUCAUGAAUUUAAAGUGGAAAUUUAUUAUUCCGGUCAAUUAUUGAAAGAUGAUUAUACAUUGAUGGAGAUUGCCUAUAUCUAUACAUGGGGAGCGAAUGAUCCAAUGAGAUUUUCCUAUUGUUUUGUACGUAAACGAAUCAAUACACAAUUGAAAGCAAUUGAAAAUUCAAUUUGUGAAGAACCAUCAUCAUCAUCGUCGUCGUCGAAAAAUCAAAGGCAAACAGCUUCUUCAUCAUCAUCAUCAACAACAAAUCAUCAAAUGACCACCACCACGUCUUCAACACGAUCACAAUCAACAAAUUCUACUACUAAUACAUCAAUUCGUGGUAAUUUAACCACCAUAACAUCAUCAAUAGAUAAUUUAUCAACGAAUAAUAAUCGUUGUGAUGCAAAUGUUGGUACUACUACCACCAGUAGUAGUAGUAGUAGUAGCUGUAAUACAAAACGUAUUGCUAUCACGAAUCCAAUUCAAAAACAAAUAUCAACAUCAACAUCGACAUCGGCAACAAAUCAUCAGAUGACAAAAUCAAAUCAUCAUAAUUCACGUAUAAUAAUACAACGUGAAUAUGAUAAUUAUCAUCCAGGAGAAAUGGCUAAAAAACGGCCAAAAUUAAUGAAUGAUAAUGCAGAAUUUACUCAUACCGGAACGCAAACAUUAUCGACAACAAAUAAUAAUAAUAAUAAUCAUCAGCAUCAUAUUAUGCCAACAACUACAACAACAACGGUUCGAAUUACAAAUACAACAGCCACUACUAGUACUGGUUAUAAUGUUCGUUCAACAAUGGCAAAAACAUCUGUAUCGUCAUCGAUAACUUUUAGUCGAAAUAAGAAUGGUGAUUUGUUUGCAAAAUCAACUACAACACCAUCAUCAUCAUCAUCAUCAUCAUCAUCGACAACAUUGAAACGAUCAAUUGAUGGUGAUGAAAAAUCAGCAAAAAUUUCAAAUGAUAAUCAAUCAAAACAAAAACAAACAAAUUCCAUAUCUAACGGCAAUAAUAAUAAUACACCAAAUUCAAAUGGUGGCAAAGAUAAUUCAAACAAACCAAUAACACAUGCAUUAUCACCGCCAGCCAUACGUAUAAAAUUGACGACAUCACAAAAUUCAUCACCACAGCUUAUUGGUCAGAUAAUAUCACCUAUACCUCCGGAGGUUCAAUCGGAACUUUCGAAAUCAAAUUCAUCAAUUCAAGAUUCGAGUAGUAGUGGUGGUAGUGGUAGCAGUAGUACGAAACAUAUAAAAAGUUCAUCACCAUUACAUCAACAAGAAUCAACAACAGGGAAAAAAGAAACAACGACGAUGAAUAUCGGCCAUCAAUCUAUUAAUCAAUCAAAAUCGAUGACUGAUUCGGUAACAAAUACAAAUUCAAAUUCGAAUAAACAACGUGGUAAAGUUAUCAAUGAUAUAAUCAAUAAAAUGUCAUCGAAAUCAAAUUUUAUGUCUUCAUGUUUAAAAUCAUCAUCAUUCGGUGGUACAUCAUCCAAUAAUGGUGGCGGUGGUGUUGGUAAUGGUGGUCAACAAUCACAAAAUACUAUUGUUUCCGGUUCAUCAUCAUCAUCUUCACUUGAAGAAUUGAUUAAUGCAAAAAAUAGCAGCAAUAUUCACAAUGAUCAACAACAACAACAACAACAACAAGAGCAUCAGCAGGAAAACGUAAUGGAAAAUAAACAACAACAACAACAACAACAACAAGAACAGCAAACAAAAUCAAGUGGUAAUCUUGUAUUGAGAAUUUCGACAAAAUCACUUGAAACAAAAGCAAUUAUUGUGCCAACAAGUAGUCAAGAUAAUAAUAAUGUAAAAAGUCAAGAUGAAAAUGGUACAUCGAAAUCACCAUCAUCAUCAACAAUAACAAAAGUUCCUGAAUUGGCACGUUCAUCACCAUCGAAUAAUCGUAUUCAUAAAUCAAACGAUUCACCAUUAUCAUCAUCAUGUUCACCACCACAAUUAAUGGUUGAUGAAGAAGAUGAUAAUUCUAUUGAACCGAAAUUAAUUGUCGAUAUGGAUCGUUCAAUGGAUGAUUCAGAUGAUGAUGAUGGUGAAGAAAAUUCAUUAGUUAUGGACAUUAAUGAUGAUAAACAAAAAGAUGAUGAAUCUUCCAUGAUCAAAAAGAAGAAUUUGCCAUCAGAAUCCUCACAAUCACCACAAAGAUUAAUAUCUAAAUCUGAUGAUUGUUCAUCAUUUGGUAAUAAACAGCAACAAUCGUCGCCUAAAUCCAUGCCAAUGAAAUCAUCACCAUUAUCAGUAUCGGCCAUAUUGACACCAACAUCAUCAACUAUUACAACAACAACACGACGACUUUCAAUAUCCGAUAAUAAUAACAAUAAUGCUGAUAAAAAUUCAAUGAAUAAAUUGUCAAUUUCAAUAACAAAUUCUACAUUUAAUAAUCCAAAUGAUAAUAGUCCAUCAUCAUCAUCAUCGACAAUGACAAAAACAAAAGGAUUUUUAGCACCAUUAGAUUUAUCAUCACCAAAACAGCAGCAGCAGCAACAACAACAACAACAACAACAACAAUUUUUCCAUCAAAAAACUAUUUCAUCAUCAUCAUCAUCAUCAUCACCGCCAUCACCGAGAUUAUUAUCAGCUAAUAAUCGCAAUUCAUUAACUGGUAUUAAUUCAGGUUCCAUUUCAUCAUCCGUAUCGUCAAAAAUAUCAACAAAAUCAUCAUCAGAUACGUCAUCGAAUAAAUCGAACGAAUUAUUAUCAACAAUCAAUCUAUUACCAAUGGCAAUGAGACCUAAAUCAUUGGCAUCGAAAAUUGUACCACCAUUGAAACCAUAUAUAACCAGCAGUAGUAGUAGUAAACAGCAGUCAACAUCUGGUUCAUCUAAGUCUACCCGGUCAUCAUCAUCAUCAUCGAAAACAUCAAGUGGAUCUUUGUCAUUGUCUUCUGCCGCUGUAAGGGUGAAUAACAAUAACAACAACAACAACAAUAAUGGUUCAAUAUUUGGAACGCAACAAUCAUCACCAUCGACAUUGAUUCCAUCAUAUCCACCACCACCAACAUUUGGAAAUCAUCAUCAUGGAUGGAAUCCAACAACAACGCCAGGAGCAUUUAAUGCAGCAUUUGGUGCAUUUUGGAAUAGUCGUAAUUUUGCUUUGGCUGCUAUGAUGAUGAAUCAACAACAACAACAACAACAACAGCAGCCACAAACACAAAAAUCUUCACCAACGAAAACAUCAUCAUCAGGUCGAACUACAUUAAAUAAUCGUUUUGGAUCAUCAUCUAUGCAGCCAUCAUCAUCAUCAUCAUCAUCAUCAGUGGGUACAAUAUUAACUAAUGGUAGUGGAACAAAUAUUCCAAAUAAUAGUAGUGCAAAUAAUCUGAAAAAACUAAUGGAUCGACAACGUGAACGUGAGCAACAAAAUUUGAAUUUUAAUAAAUUUAAUGCAUCAAAUUUAAUGAUGAUGAAAAUGUCAUCAUCAUCAUCAUCAUCAUCAACGAAUUCGAAUUCGUUGGCAAAUCGUAAUGGUAGCAGUAGCAAUUUAUUUGUUGGCCAUCCAUCGUCAUCAUCAUCAUCAUCGCCAUCAACGUUGAAAUCAUCAUCAUCAUCAUCCGCAUCUGCACCACGGCAGACAAUUUCUUCUCAAUCAUCACAAUCAUCAUCAUCAUCAUCAUCGACAUCAUAUCAACCAGUUUUUCCUUCACUAAAAUAAUUCACUGAUCUCAUCUCGCAACAACAACAACAACAACAAUAAAAACUAAAACAAUGGAAUAAUAUAGUCAUCAUAAUUAUUAUUCAUCAUCAUCAUCAUCCAUAAUUGUUUAACACUCGUUAUUGUAAUAUUAUUAUUAGCCAGAUCGUAAAAUUGCAAUUGAAAAAAUUUGUUGAUUGAUGAAAAUUACUAUUAUCUUUGAUUCAUAAUACCAAUUACAUUCAUCCAUGUGUAUUUAUUAUUAUUA
This is a messenger RNA of Dermatophagoides farinae (American house dust mite), 4693 nucleotides long. Lineage: Eukaryota; Metazoa; Arthropoda; Arachnida; Sarcoptiformes; Pyroglyphidae. The record is from RefSeq and is a predicted model, not a curated record.